Molecule: messenger RNA, 3167 nt
Organism: Elaeis guineensis (African oil palm)
Lineage: Eukaryota; Viridiplantae; Streptophyta; Magnoliopsida; Arecales; Arecaceae
Product: aminopeptidase M1-B
Biological process (GO): proteolysis; peptide catabolic process
Cellular component (GO): membrane; cytoplasm
Molecular function (GO): peptide binding; metalloaminopeptidase activity; zinc ion binding
Source: RefSeq, a predicted model, not a curated record
ACACCCGAUGUCGUCCCACAUAUAAAACUUUCCCUUCCUGUAUAAGACUCGCACGACUACCACCGCAGAUAAAAAUUCGAAUCCCCGAGAGGGAACGCCACGCCUCGCCGCUGGAAUUCACUGAGCGAGGGCGAGAGAGGGAGGGAGAGAGAGAGAAAGAGGGGACUGAAUGGCGGAGGAGCAGAGCAUGGAGCAGUUCAAGGGCCAGCCGCGACUGCCCGAAUUCGCCGCCCCCCGGUGCUACGAUCUCUUCCUCAAGCCCGACCUUUCCGCCUGUACCUUCGCCGGCGCCGCUGAGGUCACCGUCGACGUCGUCGCCGCCACGAGGUUCCUCGUCCUCAAUGCCGCCGACCUCGCCGUUGACCAUGCCUCCAUUUCUUUCAAGAACCAAGAAUCGUCUGAGGAGCUCCGCCCUUUCGAGAUCGUUGAGGUGCAAGAAGAUGAGAUCUUGGUGUUGGGGUUUGAUAGAGUUCUUCCUUUGGGGAAGGCAGUUCUUAGAAUUCGGUUCACCGGAACCCUAAAUGAUCAGAUGAAGGGGUUCUAUAGAAGUGUAUAUGAGUACAAUGGGGAGAAGAGAAAUAUGGCGGUUACUCAGUUUGAGGCUGCUGAUGCCAGGCGAUGUUUUCCUUGCUGGGAUGAACCUGCUUUUAAGGCUACAUUCAGGAUAAAAUUAGAAGUGCCAUCUGAGCUGGUGGCAUUGUCCAAUAUGCCAGUAAUUGAAGAAAAAAAUGAUGGGCCUCUCAAGACUCUGUCUUUCCAGGAAUCACCAAUUAUGUCAACUUAUUUGGUGGCUGUUGUUGUUGGUUUGUUUGAUUAUAUAGAAGCAUUUACACUAGAUGGAAUCAGGGUUCGUGUGUAUUGUCAGGUUGGUAAGAGCAACCAAGGAAAAUUUGCUUUGGAUGUUGCUGUGAAGACACUGGAUUUGUACAAAGAAUAUUUUGUGGUGCCUUAUCCACUUCCCAAAUUGGAUAUGGUUGCUAUUCCUGAUUUUGCUUCUGGAGCUAUGGAGAACUAUGGAUUGGUUACAUAUCGCGAAAAGUCUUUGCUUUAUGAUGAACGCUACUCUUCAGCCUCGAGCAAACAAUGGGUGGCAAUUACUGUAACACAUGAAUUGGCUCAUCAGUGGUUUGGAAAUCUUGUGACAAUGGAAUGGUGGACACAUUUGUGGCUCAACGAGGGAUUUGCAUCAUGGAUGAGCUAUUUAGCAGCAGAUUCCUUAUUUCCUGAAUGGAACAUUUGGACUCAAUUUCUUGAUGACACUACAUCGGGCCUUGUGCUGGAUGCACUUUCUGAAUCACAUCCUAUUGAGGUUGAAAUAAAUCAUGCAAAUGAGAUUGAUGAAAUUUUUGAUUCGAUAAGCUAUGACAAAGGAGCCUCUAUUAUUCGAAUGUUGCAAAGUUACCUUGGUGCUGAAUGUUUUCAGAGAUCACUAGCUUCAUACAUAAAGAGAUUUGCCUACUCAAAUGCGAAGACUGAAGACCUGUGGGCUGUACUUGAAGAGGAGUCUGGUGAACCUGUGAAGGACUUAAUGAGUUCUUGGACAAAGCAAAAGGGAUAUCCCAUGAUAUAUGUAAGACUUAAAGAGCAUGAGUUGGAAUUUGAGCAGUCACAGUUUCUAACGGAUGGAUCAUCUGGUAAUGGACGGUGGAUUGUUCCUCUUACUUUAUGUUGUGGUUCAUAUAAUACUCAGAAAAAGUUUUUACUAAAAACAAAAUUCGAGAAGUUGGAUAUCACGGAUCUUAUUGGCUCUGCAAAUGGUAAGGCCAACUUGUCAGGGAAAAGCAGCCAAGGGAACUCUGAACGCUUUUGGAUCAAGUUUAACAUUGAUCAAACAGGCUUCUAUAGAGUGAAAUAUGACAAUGAACUUGCAGCUGGACUUAGAUAUGCAAUAGAAGCUAAUAAGCUGUCUGCAACAGAUAGAAUUGGCAUUUUAGAAGACUCAUAUGCACUAUGUGUGGCUUGCAAGCAAAUUUUGUCGUCUUUAUUGUCUUUGUUGGAUGCUUACCGGGAAGAGGUUGAUUAUACCGUGCUGGGGCACAUUGUCACUAUAAGUUGUAAGAUAGCAAAUAUUGUUGCUGAUGCCACUCCUGAAUUAGCAGAUGAGAUCAAAGUAUUUUUAAUCAUUCUUCUCCAAAAUUCUGCAGAAAAGUUAGGUUGGGACCCCAAGGAAGGUGAGAGCCACCUGGCAGUAAUGCUAAGAGGGGACCUUUUGACUGCUCUUGUUCUACUUGGGCAUGAUAUGACUAGAAAUGAAGCAGUGAGGCGUUUUUACAUCUUUUUAAAUGAUAGAAACACAUCACUGCUGCCUCCUGAUACAAGACAGGCUACAUAUAUUUCUGUAAUGCAGACUGUUAGUGUCUCAAAUAGAUCCGGAUAUGAAUCUCUUUUAAGAAUUUACAGGGAGACUGAUGAAAGUGAGGAAAGAGUGCGUGUUCUAAGUUCCUUGUCAUCUUGUCCGGAUCCAGAUAUUGUCCUUGAAGUCCUGAACUUUCUCUUGUCUUCUGAGGUUCGAAAUCAGGAUGCAGUUUAUGGACUUCGAGUUAGUAGGGAAGGACGUGAAACUGCGUGGAGAUGGUUGAAGGAAAACUGGGACUAUAUAUCGAAGACAUGGGAAUCUGCUUCCCUAAUUUCAGAUUUCAUCGAUUACGUUGUAUCACCGUUUUCCUCCAAGGAGAAGGCUGAGGAGAUAGAAGUAUUCUUUGCAAGCCGAACCAAACCUUCAUUUGCGAGAACAUUGAAGCAGAGUCUUGAGCGUGUAAGAAUCAAUGCAAGGUGGGUUCAGAGUAUUAGGAAUGAUUACUCACUUGAAGAGGUGGUGAAGGAGUUGGCACAGAAGAAAGAAUGACACAAAGCUGGAGGUUGAGCAGACUCCUUGCUGAUCAUGGUGUUGCAUGUUUUUGCAUGUUCCUGUCUGCUGAGCACUGAAGAAUAAAGAUGCUUUCUCUUCUGCACUCUAAUUAUUUGGAAUUCUGCAUCUUUAAAGCAGCUUGUGUGAUGGCUUGUCUUUGGAUGUUAUAAUGGAGGCUAGUUUUUCCAGUGAAUAAUAAACAUUAAUAUAUGAACUUCGUGAUAUUUUCAAUUUAUUGCAUGUUUGGUUGGAGGAAGUUGGGCUUUAGAAUGAGAAUAUGAAUGAGUGUUUUUUAUUCCAGCCAUUUGGUUGGAGGGAA